Molecule: messenger RNA, 1452 nt
Organism: Papaver somniferum (opium poppy)
Lineage: Eukaryota; Viridiplantae; Streptophyta; Magnoliopsida; Ranunculales; Papaveraceae
Product: transcription factor SPT20 homolog
Exons: 9
Coding region: 1-1452 (483 amino acids)
Source: RefSeq, a predicted model, not a curated record
AUGGCUCCAAAUCAUGCUUGCAAAAUGACUCAAUACAAUGGACACCAAACUUCUGAGGGCUAUGCGCAUGAGGAGUCAAAUCCACAUUCUCAUCCUGCAAAUGGAGUUCCUUCGAUGCCAUCACAGCAAUCUCAGCGUCGCGACGAUCGACGCUCUUCUUCUAAACCACAAACCAGUCAAAGGAUCAAUCAACCUUUGGAAAGCAAUCAAAUAGCGGCGGGUUAUACUCGCAAUCCUGAAAUGGGCAUCCAUGAUAACCAUAUGCAACAGAGGCACAGGGUUGGUUCAAGCAGGAGCAACAGAGAUCAAAAUCCCAACGGAUCAAAUUCUCAAACAUGGCGGCCUGUAACCAACUCGAAUCAAGUUCCCGCACCAACAAUGGCAUACCGGCAGAAUCAAAUUCAGCUAGUUCAGCUGACAACGGCUGCGUACAGACCGAAUCAAGUUCAGGCACCAACGGUGGCGUACAGGCCGAGUCAAGUUCAGGCUCCAACAAUGACAUAUAGGCCGAAUCAUGUUCAGGCACCAACAAUGGCCAACAGAACGAGUCAGGUUCAGGCACCAACAAUGCCACAAAGAACUCAUCAGGAAAUGUCAACUCGUGGCCAUGAGGUAGCAUCAGCAGAAGUUGGAGUAAUGCCCUUGGAGGCAUACGGAGGACGCAUAUGGUCAUAUGAAGAACUCAGAGCAGCAUAUGACGCAAACUUGGCUCGUCAAGAACUCAGAGCAGCAUGUGGUGCAAACUCGGCUCAGGGAGGGAAUCCCCGAUACAGGAUAGCAGGGAAAUUCGCUGCUCAACAGGUUGCAAGUCCGCCGGUAGCUCCACAAUAUGCAACUACAUCGACGGUUCAACAAGGCCCACAACCAUACAACUUUUCUGCUCUGCAGGACCCAAUAUCAUCUGCUGACCUGUCUCUGUGGAUUCAACAACGAGAACGAAUACACUUCGGUAAUGUAUCUACAAUGAUGCAGCAACAGAAUCCAACACCAUGUAUCAAUUCAUCUAGAAUGGUUGAACCUCAAAAUUUAUCAACUCGUCCUCAAGAUCAGCCUGGAGAAGAAGAAGAUGAAGAAGAACUAUAUCCACCUAAUAUAACUCAGGAGGAUCUCCCAGACAGGGUAGACGACGAGCUUGACAGGGUCUUCAAACACGAUAAGGUGAAUUGGUCAGUGCGUGCUCAGUUACUUCCCAACAAGCCGAACGCCAUAGGACCAAUGAUACAUAGCAGUUGCCAUUAUCAAGUUCACGGCAGGAACGGAAAUGAGGAGCGGAGAACUCUACCAAAUAACACUAAUUGGCCAACUCCACCAGUGAGUGAUCAAGUUCACGGUAGGAACAGGAAUGGAACGGAAAAUCCUGCGAGAAGUGGGAUUGCUAUGCAAUUCGUUGGAGAUUGUUUAGCGGAACCGCUCUUGAAUAUUGAUGAUGGCAAGUCUGAUGAUCUGGGCUAG